Messenger RNA from Diabrotica balteata, 4330 nucleotides. NCBI's taxonomy places the organism in Eukaryota, Metazoa, Arthropoda, Insecta, Coleoptera, Chrysomelidae. The record is from the annotation of a GenBank genome assembly.
AGCAAGCAGCGCUGCCACGUAACGAUGGAUCAAUAAGUUAAAAUAAGUUUGUGGUGCCGCAAAAUACAUGUAUUAACGCCAAAUUUUAUAAAAAAUUGUGAUAUUAAGUAUUUCAUUUGUAUUGUGUGAUAUAAACACUAACUCUCUAUCUGUGAACGUAAAAGUGCAUUCGAUAACAGACUUGCGUGUUUGUAAAACAUUUUGAUGCCUCCCGUUAGCACAAGUUUCGCUGGUUGGUCUCCUGGCGUCCAUAUUUGUGUAUCUCUGGCUGGCCAGACUGAUAUGGAGCACUAUUGAAGAUGCGCGCCCCUACCCCCUCCGAGCCGAAGUCUACAUUUCCUACCUACCAAGUGCCUCAAAAGUCAGCCAUGAGGGGCAGCGCACCCCCAGUACAAGUUGCAGGGCCAUCUUGGGGGGGUCGAGCCGAUCCCCCAAGUAGUACCCGUUGCGCCGAUGAAGGCGCUCUGUCUGUGAUAUCCGGCUCAAGUUGCCGUUCAAUCGACAACUCUAAUAUUAGAAUGCAAUCUGUGACCGAAAAUUGUCUUCUGAACUCUGUUACCGUACCAAAUAUGCAACGUUUAGACCAUGGCAUGGUCACCCACAAUAAUAGCUUUAAGUUAGUUAGUAAGUUUGGUGCUUUACUCCCCGGACGAGACAUUCCCAAUCAAAAGUCUGAUGACCUCGAACUACUACGCGAUGACCUCAAUGUACUGAAUUCAACUAAAUACGAUACUAAAACACUCUGCGAUAACAACGAUGAAAAAGACGACCAUGAUGCAUACCAAAUGUCGAACAUUGAAACUCAUACUUGCACAAAUAAUGACAACAGCUAUCAAGAGCUGUACAAGCCUUUGAGACUUAGAGGGGGAGGCGAGAGUUCCCUUAGCACUGGUACUUCUGGAUGGGGCACGCCACCUUCUCAACAAUCUGGUAACAACAAUGCAAAUAAGAGCAAUGGCCAGCAACCACCUACCUCCCAAUCAAACAACACUGGUUGGGGUCAACCUGGAACGAAAUCUGCAAACAACAAUGCAAUGCCACCUAAUAGUCAACCUCCUACCUCUACUGCUAAUUCUCAGAACAACAACGGACCAAGCAACAAUACCAAACAACAAUUGGAACAACUCAACAGUAUGAGGGAAGCCAUUUUUAGUCAGGAUGGCUGGGGCGGACAACAUGUCAAUCAAGAUACAAACUGGGACAUUCCCAGCAGCCCUGAGCCCCCUAUGAAAAUGGAUGGUUCCGGAGGUCCACCACCAUGGAAACCGGCUGUGAAUAAUGGUACCGAAUUAUGGGAAGCGAAUCUUCGAAACGGUGGACAACCUCCUCCGCAACCUCAACAGAAAACCCCUUGGGGUCACACACCCUCUACGAACAUAGGUGGUACUUGGGGCGAGGACGACGACGCCGACACUUCUAAUGUUUGGACCGGCGUACCAUCAAAUCAACCGCAAUGGGGUGCUGGUGGAAAUACGAAUAACGGAGCCAUGUGGGGCGGUCCCAAAAAAGAAAAUGAUUGGGGUACAGGUGCAAGUAAUGCUGGUGGCUGGGGUGAUCCACGUGCAGCUGAUCCACGCCAAACUGGUAUGGACCCUCGAGAAAUCCGCCCAGAACUGAGAGAUAUGCGGGCAGGUAAUACAGAAACCAUGAGAAUUAUGGAUCCAAGAGAGACCAUGAGGCAAAUGUCUAAUAGUGAUAUGAGAGGAGAUCCACGUGGUAAGUAUUACUGGAAGACUAAACGGAGCUGGAGCAGAAGCGUUUUGGGCCAAGGCACUCCUCAUGCAGCAUCUCAACCAAUACAUCAUCACAACAAAAUGCCAGUUCCUCCAGGUAACGGUACGGGCGGUUGGGAAGAACCAUCACCACCAUCUCAAAGACGUAAUAUGCCAAAUUAUGAUGACGGAACGUCUUUGUGGGGUAAUCCUCAACAAGCACUUAACCUAAAUUUGCACCCUACACUAGGCUCUCACUGGAAAGAUCUGCCCACAGGGGGAAGUAUGGGCCGUGGAGGUAAUCCUGCCGGACCACCUGGUAUGAAUCAAGCACGCGGCAUGAAGCAACCUGAAGGUUCGAUGUGGGGCGGACAUGGACGCAAUGGAUCUUGGGACGAAACGGGACCAGGUACAGCUUGGGACGAACCUGGUUCUUGGGCGAAACAGAAAAUGCCGGAUCCUCUAUGGGACGAAUCUGAAUGGGGACACAAACAACAGAGCAAACCCCAGCUUACCAAGGAAAUGGUUUGGAAUUCCAAACAGUUCAGGAUGUUGGUCGACAUGGGACAUAAAAAAGAAGACGUCGAAAAUGCUUUACGCUUACGCGCCAUGAACGUCGAAGAGGCUCUAGACCUCCUCAGCCCUAUGCGCAACAAUCGAGCAAACGACGGCUGGAAUACCCGUCACGACGAUCACUACGAACAUCCCCCGUUCUGUCAACGCUUUACUACCGGUCCUGGUGGCCAAUUGACUGGUUUCCAACCAGGAAACAAUGCUCCAAAUAUCUUAAACAACAUGUCGAAUCCGGGAACGAACAAUUCACUUAUUAAUAACAUUGCUCCUGCUGUCGUACAAAAGUUGUUGACACAGGGGGGUGGAUCUCAAGGUUUUGGGGGUUCUUCAGCGAAUGCGGGUAGAAAUAUCCAACCACAGUCUCAGCCUUCAACGCAACAACUAAGAAUGUUGGUGCAACAAAUACAGAUGGCAGUUCAGGCAGGGUAUCUCAAUCACCAGAUUCUUAAUCAACCUUUGGCGCCACAAACGUUGGUUCUCCUAAAUCAACUAUUGCAACAGAUCAAGAAUUUACAGCAGCUCAUAUCACAACAAUCAAUAGCUGGUACACCUAUCAACGGAAAACAGAAUAACGCAUAUAUGCAGUUCUCAGUACUCAUCACAAAAACAAAACAAUCAAUUGCCAAUUUACAGAAUCAAAUCGCUGCUCAACAAGCGACUUAUGUUAAGCAACAACAACACCAAAGCAGCAUGGGUGCCUAUGACUCAUUUAAAACUAAUCCCAUGCAUGAUUCGAUAAAUGCCUUACAAACCAAUUUUGGUGAUUUAGGCAUUAACAAAGAGCCUCAAAUGAACCCACAACAAUCACGACUUACCCAGUGGAUAAGUAAAGAUAAGGAUGAUGGAGGAGAAUUCAGUAGAGCACCUGGUUCAUCUUCCAAACCUCCUAAUACCUCGCCUAAUAUGAAUCCUCUCGUUCUGAAUCCAUCAGAUGGACCAUGGUCUACUGGUAGAACAGGAGAUACUGGUUGGCCUGAUUCUUCAACCAAUGAUAACUCGAAUGAUGUGAAAGACGCACAGUGGUCAACCACCACUCAACCUUCCCUGACUGAUCUUGUACCUGAGUUUGAACCUGGAAAGCCCUGGAAGGGUAAUCAAAUAAAAAUUGAAGAUGACCCCAGUAUUACACCUGGUUCGGUGGUGCGUAGUCCCCUGUCUAUAGCAACAAUCAAAGAUAAUGAACUUUUCAACAUGAAUCCCAGCAAAAGUCCCCCCGCCACUGACGGUAUACAAUCAUUAAGUCUCGGUUCAUCCACAUGGAGCUUUAAUCCAUCUGGUACCUCUACAUCAAGUGCGUUUACUAGUCCUCCUGGAAAAUUGCCAACUUCUAAAGCUUUAGGAGAUUUGAAUCCCUCGACUGCCGUAACCUCUGAACUUUGGGGAGCUCCCAAAUCAUCCAGAGGUCCUCCCCCUGGUUUAUCUGCAAAGGGAAGUGGUGCUAUAUCAAAUGGUUGGUCAGCCGUUAACACUAUGCCAUGGGGACCAGGAGGCCAAAGAACUUCCGGAAAUUGGGGAGGUUCUUCCCAAUGGUUACUACUUCGAAAUUUGACUGCUCAGAUUGAUGGGUCUACAUUACGCACAUUAUGUUUACAACAUGGUCCGCUCUUAAGUUUCCAUCUAUACUUACACCAAGGCUUUGCACUUGCCAAAUAUUCAUCUCGGGAGGAAGCUAUCAAGGCUCAGACCACUCUCAACAACUGUGUACUCGGUAACACAACAAUACUAGCCGAAAAUCCAACUGAUUGGGAUGCAAACACUUUGCUCCAACAAGUAGCCAGUCAACAGAGCGGCUCUUCCGGUGCAUGGCGAGGUUCAACCAAGCAACCCACCGGGGCAGACACCUGGAGUACCGGCUGGCCCAACAAUUCAAGCAGCACCAGUUUGUGGGCAGCUCCUCAACUCGACAACUCAGAUCCCGCUCGUGGCACCCCAUCUAGUCUAAAUUCUUUUCUUCCUAACGACCUCUUAGGUGGUGAGUCCAUGUAAGUUAAGGAUGAAACCAAAAUAUUCCAUCUUAGUUACAAGUGUUGAUAUCUCUCUCCGCG